GACAUCCCGGUUUCUCUCCUCUGCAGCCUCCUCCGGUUGGUCCCUGCUGAUAGACCUGGACCCGGCCUCGUGAACGCGCUCUCUCUCGGAGACGCGCUCCGGGUUCCGUCCUACCGGAGGCAGAAGAGAGCUCGGAGAUGCACCGGAGAGACUGAGAGGAUACACACACACUCACACUGACACACAAACACCGAGUGUCCAACUCACACCGACACACCGGGAUUAAUCUACGCCGAGAGUCCGGAGCGUCACGCGGAUCCGUUCCCGGGCCAUCCAGACCUGAUCUGCAGCUCUGCAAACAGUGGAAUGUGAUGGUGUGACCCUAACUGGAUGAGAGUGUCUGUUUGUCCAUUCUUUCAUCCAUCUGUCCAUCCCUCUAUCAGCCGGAGGAGAGAUCUGAUGAGAGGAGGAGAGAGGAAGAGGAGCAGAGACGACCUGCGAUGGCCAGCACAGCUGAUGGUGUGGGCAGUUUGGGAGCUGAGCAGAACCAUCUGAGUGUCCCGGUCUCGGAUCAUGGAGCCUGGGCCACGGCCAUGAACAACCUGGGCAUCAUGCCAGUGGGAAUCAGCGGGCAGCAGCUGGUCUCAGAAUCUCUGUGCAUCCAGAGGUUCGAGCCCGGCCUUGGUCUCCUCACUCCCAUCAACCCCAUGAUGGCUGGAAUCAGCCUGGUCCCGCCUCCUCCCAUCCCCCCUGACAUGCCCAUCAUUAAGGAGAUCAUCCACUGCAAGAGCUGCACGCUGUUCCCCCAGAACCCCAAUUUGCCCCCGCCAUCGACACGUGAGCGCCCCCCCGGCUGUAAGACAGUGUUUGUUGGGGGUCUGCCGGAGAACGCCACGGAGGAGAUCAUAAGGGAGGUGUUCGAUCAGUGCGGAGAGAUCAUCGCCAUCCGCAAGAGUAAGAAGAACUUCUGUCACAUCCGCUUCAGCGAGGAGUUCAUGGUGGACAAAGCCAUCUACCUGUCAGGAUACCGGAUGCGUAUCGGCUCCAGCACUGAUAAGAAGGACUCAGGGAGGAUCCACGUGGACUUUGCUCAGGCCAGAGACGACCUGUACGAGUGGGAGUGUCAACAACGCCUGUUCGCCAGAGAGGAGCGACACCGACGCAAGGUCCACGAGGACUGGCUCAGACCGCCGUCCCCUCCUCCCAUCGUGCACUACACGGAGCAUGAGGCGGCGCAGCUCGCAGAGAAACUGAGAGAUGAUAAUAAGUUCAGCGAGGCAACAGCGGUCCUCUUCACGUGGAUCGACCGCGGCGAGGUGAACCGUCGGACCGCCAAUCAGUUCUACUCCAUGAUCCAAUCAGCGAACAGCCACGUGAGGAGGCUGAUGGGAGAGAAAGCUCAGCACGAGGAGGAGAUGGAGCGAGCCAAGGAGAUGUUCAAGAACGCCCUGAUGGCCAUCCUGACACAGUUCGAGCAGAUCACCAGCGUUUUCACCGCCGCCACCAGACAAAAGGCAUGGGACCAUUUCUCAAAAGCUCAGCGCAAGAACAUAGACAUUUGGAGAAAACAGUGUGAGGAGCUGAGGAACGCUCACAGCGAGGAGAUCAUGGGAAUCAGACGAGAGGAGGAGAUGGAGAUGUCUGAUGACGACUUUGAGGAGAAUCCCUGCAAGAGGCUGCGCACUGAGAACGGUGUGUGUGAUCCGGCCUCUCUGAAGGAGGAGAACGACUCCCUGCGCUGGCAGCUGGAGGCCUACAGGAACGAGGUGGAGCUGCUGAGGAAGGAGACGAGAGGAGCAGGUCGACCUGACGACGAACACACGCAGACGCUGACCAGCUCACACACACACAACCCCGAGGCUCAGAUCCAGCUGCUGCAGCAAAGCAUGCACAACAUGCAGCAGCAACUCCUGAGCCUGCAGGAGAAGCUAAAGAGUAAAGAGGCGGAGCUGGAGCAGGCCAGGGAGGAGCAUCACUACCUGGAGGGGGAGGUGCUAACGCUCAGAGACAAGCUGCUGAACAAUGGUGUGGAGGUUGUGGACGGGACCAACGGAGAUCUGCAUGAAAAGGGUCUGAACGGGUGUGUUCCCGCUCUGUUCCUCAGCAGAGAGAGGAGGAGUGAGGUCAUCGCGAGGGGAGGAGUUGCGUCAGAGAAGGAGGCGCUGCUUCUGGGCAUCAUAUCCACCUUCCUCCAUGUCCAUCCGUUUGGAGCAAACCUGGAGUAUCUGUGGUCGUACAUUCAGAGACUAGACUCAAAGGUGUCUGCAGUGGAUCUGGAGCGUCUCAUGGUUCGUCUGCCGUCGAUGUUCCGUCAGGAGCUGAGCGGCGUCGGAGCGACUCUGGAGAAACGAUGGAAGUUUUGCGGUUUUGACAGUUUGGGCUCAGCGUGACGAAGGCAGAACACACACACACCCUGAGGACGUCAACGGACAACGUGUGUGUGUGUGUUGAUAUUAUUAGACUGCAGGACUAAAACAGACACUGGAAACUAUCGAGGAGACGUGCUUUGAGCCUUGCUGUCAUUGAGGUGAAGUUACUGACGUACGUCCUCCUCCUCCUCGCUGCAGAGCUUCAUCACAGUGAAGCUCUUCGUUCAUCAUCACCUGAGUUUGAUGGUUCACCUGAAGGAGGAAGAGUAAAACCAAAGUUGAUCCACAUGAUGAGUUAUAGCUACCACAUCAUUAAAGUUUUCAAUAAACUAUCAUCACUCAUUUUAAGAGACUAGGUGGAGCACACACACCUCCUCUGCACACUCCUGCUGUGUUACUUCAUGCAACAUUUAUCUCUCUGCACAGCUGCAAACACAACAAACCAACAUAUUCAGACUCAUGAAUUAGCAUGGCAUAGCUCAAAGUCUACAUCAACAACAAAGCAACACAUACAAAAACAUCAGGAUUAAUUUCAGUCUGUUUUAUAACAAGCUGAAAACUCCUCACUGGAACUUUAAUCACUCAUAAAGAGCAUCAUCAAAAAUCUUUCCUCUCUUCCCCUCAGGACUCAAGUAUGAGACACCAAACCAGAGAGCGUAUCUAUUUUAUCAUUCUUAAGAGGGAGAUAUUUUUACAACAAACAGCCCCCCAGGUCAGAGAUAAUCUGAUCUUUAAGGUGAAGCAGGAGGAGUGAAACUGGAAAUGGACGAUACAAGGAUGAUUCAAACCUGAUGAAGAGGAGGAGUCUCAGCCUUCCUCUUGGGGUCACGUUUUAAACAGCAGCAGACUCUCUGACUGAGCUGGAUCUGAUGAACUGAAAAAGAAAAAGACUUCAGACCAGAGAAACUCCGGAGGAUCUGAGCUCACAGAGUAUUUCCUUUCUGUUUGCAUCAGCUUUACUUUGUGUUUACAGCAGACGAGGAUUCAGUGAUUUUGUAUCGGACUCCAUAAAAAUGUUUGUUUCUUAUUUGAAUAAAGUUGUUGUAAGUAAAGAUUGUA
Molecule: messenger RNA, 3368 nt
Organism: Notolabrus celidotus (New Zealand spotty)
Lineage: Eukaryota; Metazoa; Chordata; Actinopteri; Labriformes; Labridae
Gene: enox1
Product: ecto-NOX disulfide-thiol exchanger 1
Exons: 16
Coding region: 441-2330 (629 amino acids)
Biological process (GO): ultradian rhythm
Cellular component (GO): external side of plasma membrane; plasma membrane
Molecular function (GO): RNA binding; protein-disulfide reductase activity
Source: RefSeq, a predicted model, not a curated record